GUCAAGGGUUGAUCUUUCUUUUUGAAAAGGAGACAUCCUGGUCUAUUUUAUUAUCAUUUCAGGUUUCCACUCAGUUUCUUUCUCUCGAUUAAUUGCCAUGAAGAUCUCUGUUCUUCUGAAACAGGGCUUAAAGCUGUAAGCCGGGAGCAUGGACAUCCUCUGUCUUCUGCUUUUCGCAGAAAGCUUGAUCUGGUUCUCGGGCUUCUCGGUCGCAGUUGACACAGUAUAUGCAUCUCAAUCAAUCAGUGAUGGGGAGACACUAGUUUCGAGUGGCGGAACCUUUGAAUUGGGAUUUUUCAGCCCAGGUAAUCUCACGGAUCGGUACUUGGGAAUUUGGUAUAAGAAUGUCCCUGUGCGAACCGUUGUCUGGGUUGCAAACAGAAGCCAGCCAAUCCAUGACUCUUCAGGCACGUUGAUGGUUGUCAGCACAGGCAAUCUGGUCCUCCUCAACCAGAACAGGAGCGUCGUUUGGUCAACUAACUCUACCAAACAGGCCCAAACUCCAGUUUUACAGCUCUUGGAGAGCGGAAAUCUUGUGCUGAGAGAUGAUGGAAAUGACAGUCUGGAUACUUAUUUAUGGCAAAGCUUUGAUUACCCAUCGGACACACUUUUGCCGGGCUUGAAGAUUGGAUGGGAUGCAAAUAGCAGUCUAGAACGGCACUUAACUUCUUGGAAGAGCCCCGAUGACCCGUCUCCUGGAGAUUUCACUUGGGGGAUGGAGAGAAGUAACUACCCUGAGCUCGUAGUAUGGAAGGGAUCGAGUAAGUACGUCAGAAGUGGACCUUGGAAUGGACUCCGUUUCAGCGGCGCACCACAGUCAGGAUCCAAUCCUGUCAUUUCAUACAAGUUCAUAAACAACGGAACUGAGGCGUACCAUACAUUCACUGUGGAGAACAAAUCUGAGCUCGUUAGGCUUGUUGUGAAUCAAACUACCUAUCGAGGGGAACUCUCCACUUGGAAUGAAGAUUCUCAAAGCUGGAUGCUCAUCCUUUCAGUUCCGAAGGACUAUUGUGACAAUUAUGGCCUUUGUGGUGCCUAUAGCAAAUGCUUGACUGAUAAGUUGCCGUAUUGCCAGUGCCUGAAAGGAUUUUCGCCCAAGUAUCCGGACAAGUGGAACUCAAACGAUUGGUCACAAGGAUGUGCCAGGGAUAAGCUUUUGGGUUGCAAUGAUGGCGAUGGAUUUAUUAAACACACUCAGAUGAAAUUGCCAGCUACAACAAAUACUUGGCUGGAUGGCAGCUUAAGCCUCAAGGACUGCAGAAUGAGAUGCUUGAAGAACUGUUCAUGUACAGCUUACUCAAACUCAGAUAUUAGAGGGAAAGGAAGCGGUUGCGUGUUGUGGUUUGGUGAUCUUAUUGAUAUGAGACAGUUUCCAAGUGGCGGCCAAGACAUAUACAUUCGGAUGUCAGCUUCGGAAAUAGGUAUGGACUCUAUGUGGCCACUUAAAAGAUCUUAUCAGGGAACUGGAUGGCUAUACUUCUCUAAUUCCUUUCCGAUCGAGAAGAGAAAGCUGGUCGCCACUGCUGUAGCUUCAGCCAUUUCUGGCUUGCUGUUGCUGGGCAUUACCCUUGGGAUAACUAUCUGGAAGAGAGGAAUGAAAAUAGGAGGCUUGAGGAAUGACAUUGACGUACCGCUUUUCGAUCUUAAUACCAUUACUGUUGCUACUAACAAUUUCUCUCAGAGAAAUUUGAUUGGAGCUGGAGGCUUUGGUUCAGUCUACAAGGGAAAUCUUUCCACAGAUCAAGAAAUAGCGGUGAAAAGGUUGUCAAAGGAUUCUGGGCAAGGACUUGAAGAGUUUAGCAAUGAAGUAGCUUUGAUUGCCAGACUUCAACACAGGAAUCUCGUCAGCCUUCUUGGCUGCUGCAUCGACAGAGGCGAAAGAAUGUUGAUUUACGAAUACAUGCCAAAUAAAAGCUUGAAUAACUUUAUCUUUGAUCACGACAACCGCAUCUUGUUGGCAUGGGAUAGGCGCUUUGAGAUUAUUAUUGGAAUUGCACGUGGAAUUCUUUAUCUCCACCAAGAUUCGAAGCUUCAAGUCGUCCAUAGAGACCUUAAAACAAGCAACAUUUUACUGGAUGCCAACCUGAAUCCCAAGAUUUCCGAUUUCGGAUUAGCAAGAAUUUUUGGAGGUGAUAAAAAAGAAGCAAGAACAAGAAGAAUAAUCGGAACUUAUGGAUAUAUGUCUCCAGAGUAUGCCUUCGAUGGAAAAUUCUCGGUUAAAUCGGAUGUGUUUAGCUUUGGAGUGCUCCUAAUGGAGAUUGUUAGUGGGAAAAGGAACAGAGGAUUCUACCAUCCAAGCCACCACCACAGCCUCCUUGGACAUGCAUGGUUGCUUUGGAAUGAACGCAGGGCAUUGGAGCUUAUGGAUGAUUCUUUAGCUGACUCCUCCAUUAUAUCUCAAGUAGAGAGAUGCAUACAUGUGGGUUUGUUGUGUGUCCAGAAAUUCCCUGGUGAUAGGCCAACUAUGUCUUCUGUGGUUUUCAUGUUAGCAAAUGAAGAAGCAAUAUUGCCACAUCCUAAACCGCCCGGUUUCUUCAUGGAAAGAAGUCCGACAAACUCAGGUGCAACUUCACCAAGAGAACUCCAUACGGACAAUCUCGUAACCAUAACAAUGCCAGAAGGAUUAAAUGCGAAUAUAGGAGAAAGAACUGUUGACAAAAAUAUGGUCUUCUCUUCGAAGAGUGUCGUUUGGUCUUCAAAUUCAUCGGGGAUGCUUAGGAAUCAGGUUGCUCAGCUUUUGGACUCGGGAAAUCUUGUUCUUAGAGGAAAUAGCAGUUCGAGUUCUGAGGAAUAUUCAUGGCAGAGCUUCAACUACCCAUCCGACACGCAAUUUGCCGGUAUGAACAUCGGGCGGAACUUGGCAACUGGUUUAGAGAGUUACCCGACUUCCCGGAGAAGCGCAGAUGAUCCCUCCCCCGGAGGCUAUAUGUUCAGACUAAGCAAUCGGGAGUUGCCACAAUGGGAAAUAGUCUCAACAGAUUCGGGAAUAAAGCAUCGGACGGGACCGUGGAAUGGAGUUCAAUUCGGUGGUGCUUCCAUGGCACCAAGUUCAUUCUCCCAGCUUGCACUAAUUUACAACGCGAGUGAGAUAUAUUUCGUCUACGAGCCUCUAUCAAAUGGAGUCAUUACGAGAGUCACUUUAAACCCGUCCGGAUUAGUACAACGUCUCAUGUAUAUGAAUGGGAGCGCUACAUGGGAUACCAUGUACUCGGCUCCAAAUGAUAUAUGUGACAAUUAUGCUGAGUGCGGUUCCAAUGGUUUCUGCAGAAUAAACGAGGCUCCGAUAUGCAAAUGCUUACAAGGGUACACGCCCAAGUCUCCGGAAGAAUGGGACCCCGUUAAUCGUUCUUCGGGCUGCGUGAGAAUACUAUCCCUUAAUUGUUCGAAAGGAGAGGGCUUCUUGAAACUCUCCGGGGUGAAACUACCUGACACGAUAGAUUUACGGUUGGACAAGAACAUGAGCCUCGACGAAUGCAAGGCCAAGUGCUUGAAGAAUUGUUCAUGUGCUGCUUAUGCUAAUUCGGAUGUUAAGGAGGAGGUAACAUUACGUAAUGUCCUCCAUUCUUCUCUAUCUAGAUGCAAUCUGAAGUACCAACAAGAAGAAAAGAUUGAUCAUCAUAGGGAUUCCAUCCAUUUUGGGACUGUUCAUUCAGGCCGCAGCAAUUUGGGUUAUUUACGGGAGAAGAAGAUCGAAAGAGAGAGCUCCUCCUUGACUUGGAAAAGAAGAUUUGACAUUGUUAUGGGAAUCGCACGAGGACUUCUGUAUCUACACCAAGAUUCGAAACUUCAAAUUAUUCACAGAGACUUAAAGGCAAGCAACAUUUUGCUGGACGCCAAGCUAAAUCCUAAAAUCUCGGACUUUGGCUUGGCCAGGAUCUUCGGUGGUGAUGAAAAAGAAGUGAAAACUAGAAGAGUGAUAGGAACCUACGGCUACAUGUCCCCGCAGUAUGCUUUCGAUGGGAAGUUUUCCGUGAAAUCUGACGUAUAUGGCUUUGGAGUGCUCUUAUUAGAGAUUAUAAGCGGCAAAAAGAAUAGAGGGUUCUCCCAUCCGAACCACCACCACAACCUUCUUGGGCACGCAUGGUUGCUUUGGAGACACAGCGGGGCCUUGGAACUUCUCGACAAAACAUUGUGCGAUUACGCCGACGAGCCUCAAGUAGAAAGAUGCAUCCAUGUCGGGUUGUUGUGCGUCCAAAAGUUCCCCCGAGACAGGCCGGCCAUGUCCAUGGUCGCUUCCAUUCCGGGAAGCGAAGGAGCGGUUCCGCCUCAACCUAAGCAACCGGGUUUCUUCAUGGAAAGAAGCACGGAAAACUCGAGUUCAGCUUCAACGGGAGAAGAUCAUUAUACAAACAAUUGGAUGAGCAUCACAAUGCCGGAAGCCCGGUAGACGCUCCAUCGUGCAUUAUUGAGGUUUCAUCCCGGACAUGAGAAAAACGUCACCCAAUUCGCAUUUCAAUGUCCUACAAUGUCAUUUCUGCAUGUCUAGAUUUUCUU
Messenger RNA from Rhodamnia argentea, 4494 nucleotides. RefSeq names its product G-type lectin S-receptor-like serine/threonine-protein kinase At4g27290. The record is from RefSeq and is a predicted model, not a curated record. Bases 149 to 4387 code for a protein of 1412 amino acids. Lineage: Eukaryota; Viridiplantae; Streptophyta; Magnoliopsida; Myrtales; Myrtaceae. Gene Ontology annotation, biological process: recognition of pollen; protein phosphorylation. Gene Ontology annotation, molecular function: protein serine/threonine kinase activity; ATP binding. The transcript is spliced from 14 exons.